Messenger RNA from Gadus macrocephalus (Pacific cod), 4938 nucleotides. RefSeq names its product RAS p21 protein activator 2 (gene rasa2). Gene Ontology annotation, biological process: intracellular signal transduction; regulation of GTPase activity. The record is from RefSeq and is a predicted model, not a curated record. Lineage: Eukaryota; Metazoa; Chordata; Actinopteri; Gadiformes; Gadidae. The transcript has 24 exons. The coding region runs from base 74 to 2554 and encodes 826 amino acids.
GCUCGCAUUCAUAAACGGAUAUGAUAAGACAUCGUUGAAUGUACCGAGGCUACAGCGGCAGUCACAUCAGACCAUGGCGGAAGAAGACGACGUGAGGAUUCGGGUCUUACAGAGCCUGCGGGGCAAGAUAUGUGAAGCUAAGAACUUGGGACCAGUCUCAGCUCCAAAUCGGCAGAGGGAUCUUUGUACCUUUUGCACCAUCAGCCUGGAUCAGGAGGAGGUCUUCCGCACAAAGGUGUUCGACAAAAGCCUCAGCCCCUUCUACGGAGAAGACUUCUUCUUUGAGAUUCCACGACCAUUUCAGUAUUUAUCCUUCUAUAUUUACGCAAAGGGAUCUUUCCAAAGGGACCUGCCCGUUGGUAAAGUUUCCAUUCGGAAGAAGGAUCUGUACCAACACAGUGGAAAGGAGCAAUGGUUCAGCCUACAGCCAGUAGACCCCAACUCAGAAGUCCAGGGUAAGGUUCACCUGGAGAUGAGACUUAGCGAACUGAUCACAGACAACGGACCUGGAUGUCAGCAGCUACUGGUUCGGAUAAUUGAAUGCCAGGGACUUCCAUUGAUAAGUGGGCAGAACUGUGACCCAUACGCCACUGUCUCCCUGGUGGGACCAUCAAGAUCUGAUCAUAAGAAGACCAAGGUAAAGAAGAAAACCAGUGACCCUCAUUUUGAAGAGACCUUCUCCUUUGAGGUCACAAGGUCCAGCAGCUACUCGAAAAAGUCAAAUUUCCAAGUGGAGGAAGAGGACAUUGAAAAACUGGAGAUCAAAGUGGAUCUGUGGAACAACGGGAACCUGGCCCAGGACGUGUUCCUGGGGGAGACGCGGGUGUCCAUCAAGAUCCUGAGGAAUGAGAACUUCCACAAGGCCUGGUACCUUCUGCAGCCCAAAGGGAACGGAAACAAGCACAAGCCCGACGACCUGGGCUCGCUGCGUCUGAAGGUCAACUACGUAGAGGACACGGUGCUGCCUUCGUCCUGCUACAAACCACUCUGCAACCUGCUGCUCAAAUCCCCAGACGUCAAGCCCAUCUCUGCAUCGGCAGCCCACAUCCUGGGAGACAUCUGCAGGGAGAGGUACGAGGCAGUGCUGCCACUGGUGCGCCUGCUGCUCCACCACAACCGCCUGGUGCCUUUCCUCACAGCCGUGGCAGCCCUCGAGCUGGAGAACACGCAGGAGGCCAACACCAUCUUCCGAGGCAAUUCCCUGGCGACGCGCUGCAUAGAUGACAUGAUGAAGAUCGUCGGGAAGAGUUACCUAAUGGGUACACUCAAGCCAGUUUUAGAUGAGAUCUUUGAUUCCAACAAAUCCUGCGAGAUAGACCCAAUCAAGCUAAAGGAGGGUGAUAACGUGGACGUCAACAAGGAGAACCUGCAGAACUAUGUCCAGAAGAUCUUCUCCUCCAUCACCCAGUCCAGUGCCAGCUGUCCCACUCUGAUGUGUGACGUGUUCAGGUCCCUGAGGCACAUGGCCUCCAAGCGGUUCCCAGCUGACCCACACGUGCAGUACUCUGCGGUCAGCAGCUUUGUGUUCCUGCGGUUCUUUGCGGUUGCCGUCUUGUCCCCACACUCCUUCCAGCUUCGACCCCACCAUCCUGAUCCUGAGAUAUCUCGUACGCUCACGCUCAUUUCCAAAACCAUCCAAACACUGGGCAGCUGGGGCAGCUUGUCCAAGAACAAACUGUCUAGUUUCAAGGAAACCUUCAUGUAUGAUUUCUUCAAAUCCUUCCAAGAAGACAAGUGCAUUGAGAAAGUUAAAAAGUUUCUUGACGAGAUCUCGUCUAAUGUCAACAAGGAAUCAAGUGGAAUGGAGGAUGCACUCAUUCUAAAGGAAGGGGAGGUGCAGAAACGAGCCCAGCGAAGAAAGCGAAUCGGCAAGAGGAACUUCAAGAAGAGGUGGCUGAGGGUGACCAACAGGGAGCUCUCCUAUCACAAACACAGAGGGAAGGAGGCCCUAUGCAUCAUCGAUGUCAAAAAUAUUCGGGCGGUUGAGAAGCUGGAUGAAAGUGCCUUUAAUCGCAAAAAUAUGUUUCAGGUGGUCCACGCAGAAAAGCCGCUGUACGUCCAGGCAGGGAACUGCGUGGAAGCGUGUGAAUGGAUGGAGGUCCUGAGCCAGUUCAGCCGCUGCAACGAGCGACGACUCGCCAACUUCCACCCGUCUACGUACACGGGCGGAGCCUGGCAGUGCUGCAAAGGCCUGAGUGACCACGCCCCGGGCUGUAAACCCUGCACAACCCCCAUGCUGGCCAACCUCCAGCUGGACAUAGACUGUGACCGAGAGACGGAGAGGAUCUUCUCCCUACUCACAUGCAACGACGGCAAGUUCCAGAAGAUGGAGGACGCGUGUGCCAGUAUAGCUGUGUACCAGGGUCCCCAGAGGGAGCAGGACGAGUACUCCAAGUUCACCAUCCAGGACCCCAAGGAGACCUUCCAGACGCUGAAGCAGCUCCGCAACGUCAUGGAGGAGCUGCAGACGCAGCACGACCGCAGGAAUGACCCCACCGCCAAAUACGGCAGCCUGGGCAAUCCAAUAGUGGGUAAGAGUAUCCAGACCGGCUGAAGAUGGCCCCUGCCCAGCUGGUGGAGUUGUGCCCCUGCCCCACCAAGAGGGCGGGGCCCCCUGAGCGCCCCACCCCCCAACCCAUCCCCCGGCCAGGAAGAGGACCCACAGGCCCAGAGGCCCAGAGGCCACUGGGACAGGGAGGUCUGGAGGACUUGACCUGUAGAAGGGGAAGACCGAAACGGUGGAAACCGCAGCAAUCAGGUCCUCCUCCCGGGUCCCCCCGAGCGGUGGUCAGAGGAGCCCCCUGUGUGUUAUUUGGUUUAGCCCACUCCCACUCCCCCGGUCUGGAAUACACACAGCUCUUUUCUUUGGCCUUGGUUUGCGUAGAACAUUGUUUGGCUUUUGAAAUUCAGUUUCAGAUUUUUUUGUUUUUCUCCCUACAAAUGUUUUUGUAAGACAUCAUUACUUGGUGUGUGAAUAGGCUGCUAAAAAAAACUUUUUAUUCACUCGUUUUUGUAUCGUCAAGAACCCUUAUGAUGCUUUUUACAAUCUCGGAAUUUUUUGCAAAUGGCAGACCUUUAUAAUCAUAAUCUUUUUAAAAGGGAUUUUCCCUGCCGCCCCCUCCCCAGAUAUCUUGUUUUUUAUCCCCCCCAUGACUUUAUUUUUAUUUUUAUUUAACCUGAGCAAAUACAGCGUACCUGUUAGAAACAAGUUCAAGCCGAUCUGCCUUACUUUGUUGAUAGAUGUACAGUUUCUUUCAUAUCCUGACGUGAGGAAAUAACGCAGAAGCACUUUAAACAUUUGGAUCAGUCCAGAUGGAAACAUUUAGAUACAUGGUAUCAGCAUUUAAUGUUCCCCAUAUUGAUCAGUUGCAUGAUCUCCUGUAAAUUCGUGUCCCUGUUCCUGUUCAUUCAUUCCUGUUUAUAGUCGGUAGUUUAAUUUGCUAUUUUUCCUAACCAAAGACAAUUUUGUAGGAUGACUUGAAAAAACAAAAGAUAUAUUAAUGUAUUUUGAAUACAGUUGUUUAAAAAAAAGAAAAAAGUAAAGAAAUUAUAUAUUUGGUUCAUGUGACCAUUUCUCUAAAGCGUCUUUUGGCUUUUAACGACGAAGACAAUUGGGAUGCAUCCGGUCAGUUCAGAACCCCUUUGGUCAGUCAGUGGUCACCUAUGUGAAUGUGAUGUGUGAUAUCGGUACCUUUUCCUCUGCGUGUGUGUGCGUCAGACCUACGGCGUCCUCAUCUCUGCUGUGAUUAAUCCCACUAGGAGGCUAACCUCAGCCCUGAUAUCAAUCCAGAUAAUCGCAGUCCAAAACGAUUCUCUCACUCUCUCUCUUUCACUCUUUCAGUCUUUCAUUCUCACUCUCUCUCAUGGUCUUGUAUCGCCCUCCUUGCUUUGAGGGUCAUGUUACUGACCCUCUCUAUAUAUCCCUCUCCUUUUCCCACUUCAAAGGGAAAAAAUAUAGUUGUUUUUUUUUAAUUGGAUAUCCCCGAUACUGGGACACAAGUCCAGCCCCCCACGAGUUGAAGACGGGAUUUGAUAGCACUGUUCUCAGUACACAUGUCAACCAUCUGACUUGCAGCAUUUUGAAUGGUUAUUCAUAUCUAUACAUUACUGCCACAUAAUUUAGGAUUUGACCAUAUGAACAAUGAGGUUUAAAACAAAGUACGUAGAAACUAGAAUUUGAAUUGACAACAAAUGCUGAACAAAACGCAAUGUCAGACAAUGAUUUGUUUUAUCACUUGUGUGGAAAAUAUUUUUUUAGUCUCAAUCAUAUAUUUCUGUAGUGACACAUUUGUCGUAUUUUUCCAUGUUUUGUUUUUGUGUACCUUUUUCUUAACACUGUGAUUUCUUAACUUGCUUAUAUUGUGUUGAUUUAUUAAUGGUACUUCAAUGUCUGUUAAUGUCUUCAGUGCUACUUUGAAUACUGGCUGCUUUUCGUAAAUACUCCAAACAAUUAAACGUGCGUACGUGGUAAUAUCGCUGCAUAAUCUCCAUUUGUCGAUAGUGGAUGCAGUGCCUGUACUCCUUCACUGUAUUUGAUAGUAAUCUUGUUUAAUUGCAGACUGCGGAUGGACAGACUGCAAAGGGAAAAAUAUACCGGAUUUAACCACUGAAUACACUCCAGCAGGUGAAAUGUAUAAAUGUAUACUUUUUUGUAAUACUUUUUAGCCCAGUGAGUCUCUCAACUCCUGGAGGUGGUGCAACGAUGAUGCGUAGACAUUCAGAAACAAAUCGAGGAAUAAUUCAGUCUGGAGGUUAAGCUUGCAUUUAUACGUCAACGCUAUGCUAACAUCCAUGCAGCAUAUGUCUUUAUUUAUGUAUGAAGGUAAAUGUUAUGUUUGUUUUAUUUUUUAUCUUUCCUUCAGUCAUUUAUUUUAAUAUUUUCCAUAUCCACAUUUUACUUUUCCCUUUAACUUGAAAAUAAACAUUAUCUGGAUCAGA